AUGUCUCACUACGUGACCACCCACAAUGACAAGGGCGAAGCAACAUUCUCCGACAAGGUUCCCGCUUCACCAACACAACUGCCCCUGCCCGGCGGCAGCAUGAACAUCCUGUUCACGACCCACACGACCCCUACCCCCGUACACAAUGACUCCUCCAUCGACCAAUACACCCACGACCGCACCAACGGCCUAGGCAACGCCAUCUGCCCACCGAACGGCACCGCGGCCGCCAUCGUGUCUCUGCAGCCCGAUUCCGAGUUCCCGUGGCACAGGACCAUGACGCUGGAUGUGGUGUAUGUGCUUGAAGGGACGCUGGAGCUGCAUUUGGAUUCCGGGGAGAAGCGGGUGUUGAAGCAGGGCGAUAGUGUGAUUCAGAGGGCGGGGAUGCAUAAGUGGGUUAACAUCACCGAAAAUGGGGGUUGGGCGAGGACGUUGGGGUUUGCGCAGCCAGUCGUGGAGCCGGCGGUUGUUGGGGGAAAGGAGUUAAAGGGAGAGUUUAUUAUGGGGUGA
This is a messenger RNA of Saxophila tyrrhenica, 510 nucleotides long. RefSeq lists its product as uncharacterized. The record is from RefSeq and is a predicted model, not a curated record. Bases 1 to 510 code for a protein of 169 amino acids. NCBI's taxonomy places the organism in Eukaryota, Fungi, Ascomycota, Dothideomycetes, Mycosphaerellales, Extremaceae. The transcript has a single exon.